Marasmius oreades (fairy-ring Marasmius) is the source of this 354-nucleotide messenger RNA. RefSeq lists its product as uncharacterized. Lineage: Eukaryota; Fungi; Basidiomycota; Agaricomycetes; Agaricales; Marasmiaceae. The coding region runs from base 1 to 354 and encodes 117 amino acids. Gene Ontology annotation, cellular component: fungal-type cell wall. Gene Ontology annotation, molecular function: structural constituent of cell wall. The record is from RefSeq and is a predicted model, not a curated record. The transcript has 3 exons.
AUGCUCUUCAACAAAUUCUUCGCCGUCUCCGCACUCAGUACUCUUGCUGCCGCCACAGCCAUCGAGCGCCGCACGGGCCAGCCCAACGAACAAUGCCCAGGCCUCCAAUGCUGCCAACAGACGGGGCUAGCUUCCUCCAGCUCUAUUAUUAGCGCAGUUACAGCUAUUGAUCCCCUCGCGCUCCUCACCUUGUUGUUGAGCGUGCCUGCCAGCGUCCUCGUUGGUGUUAACUGCAGCCCCAUCACUGUUAUCGGUGGUGGCAAUGGUGCAUGCUCUGGAGGCACCACUGUUGUUUGCAAUGACAACAGCCACGGUGGACUCCUCAACAUCGGAUGCGUCCCCAUUACUAUCUAA